ACAUUCACUCUCCCAUCAUCCCCAACCGUCACACACUCUCCCCCCUCCCUCCAAUCCACACCCUCCACGCGUCCCACAUGAAACCUCUCCCCCUCCGCCGCGUAAACCUCUCCAAUCACACCUCCUUCCACCAAAUCAACCAUCAGUACAUGGACCGAGCCGGAUGAUGUGGCAGCCGAGACCAUAGGCUUGAAGGAUCCGCCGCCAACGACUUCGAGCGACGAAACGCGUGAAGGCGAAGUCCACGAGGAUAGCGACACGACCGAGGGGCUAUUGUUCGGGUUCGGGUCGAGAGAUUGGAUCUCGAUCGACGAAGAUUCGGACUCCGGGUCGUGGUAGGCUGCCGCGAAGAAACGGUUCAAGGCGGAGGCUUGUGGGAGCCAUCUGACUCCGUCUACGUACUUCGAUUGGGGUAAUCUGUGGAUCUGUAACGAAUCGUGCAUCUCCAUGGCUACAGAGAGGUUUCUUAAGGGUUUAGGAGCAAUGAAAUGAACUCUGGUGGGAAUGUUGGAAGAAGGACUCUGUGUAUUUAGUAUUCGGUUUGGUUCGGUUCGAUUGUUUCGGUCGAGAAUAAAAUUUUACAAAUGGGAGAGAAAUUUGGUUCGGAUUAGUUCGUGUAGGUUCCAUUCCGUUUGAUUCCAGUUGGAUUAAGAUAUUUUGGAUAUAAAAAUACACAUUUUUGGAUACUGGGAAAUUUGGUUCGGUUUGGUUUCAAUUUAAUUCGGAUAUUUGAGAUAAAAAAAAAUAUACAUUUUCGGAUAGUGGAAAGGUUCGGUUCGGUUCGGUUUAAUUAUAAUUUAUAAAAAUACACAUUUUUGGAUAUUGGGAAGUUUCGUUUCGGUUUGAUUUCAAUUUAGUUCGGAUAUUUUAGAUAUAAAAAUAUACAUUUUCGGAUAUUGGGAAGUUUUGGUUCAGUUUGAUUCCAAUUUAAUUCGGAUAUUUUAGAUAUAAAAAUAUACACUUUAGGAUGCUGGGAAGUUUCGGUUCGGUUUUGGAUUUUUGGUUAGACUCGGUUUUCUUGGAUUUUGGUAAACGUUUAGGCCUCAGAAAUGAAUUUACCUAAGUACCCUCAUUCUUUUACUGUUAUUACAAUAACAGUAUUGCCCCUUAUCACCAUGUAUGCUGAGAAUCUUUGGUUUCAGGGGAAGUGAAAAUGCUGACCUUACAAGUACAACACUGUAGCUUCAUCUGUCCUAACGACAAAGUUCGAAGCUUUGAUAAUGUCUUCGUGAAAACUGGCGGCGGAUUAGUCACUGUAGUGGCGAAAAAGAGAGGCUUGCCGGAGAAAGCAAACGAGAAACGACCUUUCUUGCAGAUCAAAGUCCCCAACACAAUCCUUGCUCGAUCUGCAAUCGCUGUUCUUGGUUUGGGAUUCAUUGAUGCUGGGUAUAGUGGUGAUUGGUCAAGAAUAGGUGUGCUCUCAAAAGAAACAGAAGAGCUGCUCAAGCUUGCUGCUUUUCUUGUUGUCCCUCUCUGUAUCUUUCUUGGCCUUUCAUUCUCCGAUGAAUCAUCUGAUUAGAGGAAUGUGACAGUUUGUUUACUUUGAAUAUUCUGUGUAGUAGCACACUGUGACAGUUCGUUUUACUUUGAAAUAUUCUUGGUAAAUGAAAAAAUCAUUUAUAACA
This is a messenger RNA of Brassica napus (rape), 1625 nucleotides long. RefSeq lists its product as uncharacterized. The coding region runs from base 1154 to 1519 and encodes 121 amino acids. The record is from RefSeq and is a predicted model, not a curated record. The transcript has 2 exons. Lineage: Eukaryota; Viridiplantae; Streptophyta; Magnoliopsida; Brassicales; Brassicaceae.